CCAGCUGUCACCUGCUCCUCACACCACUGUCUCUUCAACCACCACCACCACUAUCAUGAAGGCUGUUGCGAUGAUGGCGCUGCUUGCUGUGGCGACGGCCGAAACACUGUACACGGCCCCUGCCCCCGGCCCGGCACCUCUUCCUCACCCCGCGCCCUCAUACGGCCCUCCCGCCGCCAUCCUCAAGGACGAGCGAGUCCACCCCGACGCCCACGGCAACUACGCCUUCGAUGUGGAGACCGAGGACGGCAUCGCCAGGCACGAGUCUGGCGGCGUGGGCGGCACCCAGCAGGGCUCCUUCAGCUACACCGCCCCUGAUGGCACUCCCGUCCUGGUCAAGUUCGUGGCUGAUGAUAAGGGUUACCAGCCGGAGUCCGACCUGCUGCCCGUGGCCCCCGCCUUCCCCCACCCCAUCCCCCAGUUUGUUCUCGACCAGAUCGCCAAGGCUGCCGCAGAGGACGCCGCCGCCACCCGUCCCCAGGCACCCCAGGUCCAGGCCCCGGCGCCCAGCGGAACCUACGGCCUGCCCUAGUUAACUCAUCCUCCUCUCCCUACGAUUUGACCAACUGAUAACUCAAGAUGAAUUGCGUGUAUGUGUGUGUGUGUGUGUGUGUGUGUGUGUAGAUAGUACGGCUUAUUUCUUAUUUAUUGUAUUUACUUCGAAUUGCUGUACAUUGUAGAAUAAACUGCAUUCUCUA
Eriocheir sinensis (Chinese mitten crab) is the source of this 698-nucleotide messenger RNA. RefSeq names its product cuticle protein AMP1B-like. Gene Ontology annotation, cellular component: chitin-based extracellular matrix. Gene Ontology annotation, molecular function: structural constituent of chitin-based larval cuticle. The record is from RefSeq and is a predicted model, not a curated record. Bases 56 to 532 code for a protein of 158 amino acids. The transcript has 3 exons. Lineage: Eukaryota; Metazoa; Arthropoda; Malacostraca; Decapoda; Varunidae.